UUUGCAUUAAUAUAUGUUUUUUAUAUCCAAAUAUUAAAUUUAGUUUUAUUUGCUUUUUAUUUUUGCAUUUUGGACAUGAAUUCAACACAGAAAAAAUGUACGCUCCUGCAGUAAGUUGACACCACAAUUGUAAAAACAGUUAUUGUGUAAAAUUUUGGAAAACUUUGAAUUAUUUUUUUUUUACAUUUCUUAACAUUCUCUCCAAAAAGUGUGUGAUGUCAAUACAUAUUGCGGCAGAAGCCCUACCUCCCCAACCCACGCCAGCACUCCCACCCCAACCGCCAGCCCCACAACCACAGCCGGCUCCUCAUCAACCAAGGCAACGGAGGCGUGCUAGGCCACCAAUUUUCAGAACCCGUGUCAGACUUUUUGGGAUGCCAGAUGAUGUGGUGGUGCGUAGAUACCGGCUGCCACCACAUCUAAUCCUAGACACUCUCUCCAUAAUAGAGAGUGAUCUGGAGUCUGAAAUUCGGUAUCCUACAGCAAUACCACCAUUGACACAAUUCCUUGCAGUGUUACAUUUUUUGGCCACAGGAUCAUUCCAGCAUGUGGUUGGAGACCUGGUUGGCAUGUCGCAGGGCCAGUUCAGUAAGGUCCUGCGACGUGUCUGCCAGGCUUUCCUCAAGCGUGUUAAGCAAUUUAUUGCUAUGCCUUUGGAUGUUGGUGCCCUAGAUGUGGUGAAGCGGCAAUUUGCGGAAGGUGGUAGUCGCUUCCCACAUGUUAUUGGGGUUGUGGAUGGCACACAUGUAGCUAUUCAGCCACCAAAACAUAAUGAAGAAAUUUAUAGAAACAGGAAACUGUUUCAUUCUCUGAAUGUAAUGGUUGUUUGUGGGCCAUCCCUCCAGAUCCUUUCCCUGAACGCAAAGUUUACUGGAAGUUCCCAUGAUGCGUAUGUCAUUAGACAAUCAGGGAUAUGGCAGAGAUUAAGAUCAAGUCAACGACCAGACAUGUGGUUAUUGGGAGACCGUGGAUAUCCUUGCACCCCCUGGCUCAUGACUCCUUACCGUAAUCCCAGGCCAGGACCACAGAUGGCAUUUAACUCCGCGCUUACUGCCACUAGGCAGCUGGUGGAGCGCACAAUUGGUGUCCUGAAAGGGCGGUUUCGUGUGCUCCACCGCACUGGUGGCGACAUCAUGUAUUCGCCGGAGAUGGCAAGUAAAAUAGUGGUCCUGUGCGCAAUACUCCAUAAUAUCGCGGUAAGGAGUAGUGUAGAGCUUCCUCAGGCAGAGGAAUUGCCUGAUGAGGAGCCAGGGGUUGUGCCACGCUUCGGUGGGGGGAGUGUGACACGGAGGGGGAGCCAAGUGAGGGCAAGAAUUGUAGCAGAAUAUUUCAGCUGAAUGAUCACACGAACUGUGGACAACAACAACGGCAAAACUCCCCACCCCCUUCCCCUUCUCACUCCCCCUCCCCUUCUCACUCCCCCUCCCCUUCUCACUCCCCCUCCCCUUCUCACUCCCCCUCCCCUUCUCACUCCCCCUCAGCUUCCCAGUCCCCCUCAGCUUCCCAGUCCCCCUCAUCUUCCCAGGCCCCAUCAGCUUCCCUGGCCCACUCCACUUUACAUUCCCCUUCUCACCACACCUCUCCAUCUCUUUCUGGGACCCCUUCUCCUCCUUCCCAUACCCCUUCUCCUUCAAAAUCAACAUCACAAUCUGAACCACCCUCACCCUCUAUUGCUUUAACUUUUUCUCCGCCCCCCUCGCCCUCUCAAUCAGACCCCCCCUCUGAAAUUGCGGACCAAAUCCAGCCUCCUUCCCCCAUCCAGCCUCCUUCCCCAAUCCCUCCUCCUUCCCCAAUCCCUCCUCCUUCCCCAAUCCCUCCUCCUUCCCCCAUCCAGCCGCCUUCCCCCAUCCAGCCAACAUCCCCACCAAGUGAAUGGGCAGAGGAAGCCCCUGCCGAACGUUCCGGGAGUCUGGAUGUUGCCGUGGAAAAUGUUGCAGUUGGAGAUCCCACAAGUUUUUCAGGGAUACUUUACACCAUGCGCCAACACCUGCAAGGAAUGAUGGAUUGUGUGGACCAUUUGCAAAAAUUUGCUU
Pseudophryne corroboree (corroboree frog) is the source of this 2033-nucleotide messenger RNA. Its product is annotated as putative nuclease HARBI1. Bases 216 to 1337 code for a protein of 373 amino acids. NCBI's taxonomy places the organism in Eukaryota, Metazoa, Chordata, Amphibia, Anura, Myobatrachidae. The transcript is spliced from 5 exons. The record is from RefSeq and is a predicted model, not a curated record.